Molecule: messenger RNA, 1749 nt
Organism: Saccoglossus kowalevskii
Lineage: Eukaryota; Metazoa; Hemichordata; Enteropneusta; Harrimaniidae
Product: cytochrome P450 1A5-like
Biological process (GO): progesterone metabolic process; hormone biosynthetic process
Molecular function (GO): steroid 17-alpha-monooxygenase activity; heme binding; iron ion binding
Source: RefSeq, a predicted model, not a curated record
AUGCUUACUUAUAUCCUGCAUAAUAUCUUUGAUAUUCUUAACACUCCAACUAAUGUUAUUUUACUGUUGUUGGUGUUUAUCAUAACAUAUGGAUUGUUCAGUUUACGUAAACCAUCUGAAUUUCCACCUGGACCAAUGGGAUACCCGUUUAUUGGCUCUAUGAUAGAUUUGAUGAAGGAACCCCACCUAACUUUGACGAAAUAUGGCAAGAAAUAUGGAGAUGUUUUUACAAUGAAGAUUGGCAGUCAGCCUGUGAUUGUACUCAACUCCUUAGAUGUUAUUAAAGAAGCAUUGGUGAAGAAACAGAAUGAUUUUGCUGGGAGACCAUAUUUUUAUUCAUUGUCAAGUCUGAUGUCAGAAAAGAGUCAAAACAUCAUAUUUGGUGACUUCACUGCUAAGUGGAAACUGCAGCGAAAAAUAGGCCAUCAAGCCAUUAGAAAUUAUGCGAGCGGCGAAAAGCUAGAAUCUCUUGUACGAUGUGAAGCCUUUCCUACUUUCCAGAGAGCUGUCGCCCAAAACAAUGGAAGGCCAUUCCUUCCGAAACCACUACUUUUCCUGCUUGUGGGUAAUAUCAUAGCUUCCAUGUGUUUUGGAAAAAGAUACGAGUAUGAGGACCGUGAACUUCUGAAGUUUAUGCGUGUCUUGAAUGACCUGAGUGAAUCAUUAGGUAAUGGAAUAACAGCUGACUUUGUUCCAAUGUUCCGUUAUAUACCUACUCCUGGACACAUUGAAGUGAAAAAACGUGUGAAUGAAUUGCAAAAAAUAAUCCAAUGUAAGAUUGAUGAACAUAAAGACAGGCUUGAAAAAGGUAACAAAGAUGUUGAAAGUCUCAUCGAUGACAUCUUAUCAAUUCAGCGUGAAGCCGAGUCGGCUGGAGGAGAUCGUACCAUACAACUUACAGACGUCAAUAUACGUCAAACUGUGUCUGAUAUAUUCGCAGCGGGAUUAGAUACCACAAUCAACACAUUAAAUUGGUUCGUUGCUUACCUAACGUAUUACCCUGACGUGCAGUCCAAGGUACAGAGAGAAAUUGAUGACGUCAUCGGUGAUGGUCGUCUGCCACUGUUAUCUGAUAAGGGCAAACUACCCUAUUGUAAGGCCGUUAUACACGAGGUCAUGCGAAUAAGAACAGUUGUACCGCUUGCCAUACCUCAUACUACUACAGUGGAUACGUCUGUAGGUGGGUAUGUAAUACCGAAGAAUACAUGGAUAUGGUGUAACCUGUGGAAUGUCCAUAUGGAUGAGAAACAUUGGGAAGAACCAGAAACGUUUCGGCCAGAACGAUUCUUAGAUUCCGAUGGAAAGAUGCUACCUAACCUAGAUGGUUACAUGCCCUUUUCAGCUGGACGCCGAGUAUGUGUGGGAGAAGCAUUGGCCAAGAAUCAACUGUUUCUCCUUUUUAUAAGUAUAUUUCAACAGUACACGUUCAAGGUGCCAGCUGGCGGCAAGAAGCCGUGUUUAGAGCCACAUUGUGCCGCUCAGGUCAUAAAAUGUUGUCCAUAUAAAGUCAUUGCCAUUGGUAAUAAAGAAGUGAAAAGUCUCAUUGGUGACAUCUUAUCAUUUCAGCGUGAAGCAGAGUUGGUGGGUGAAGACCAGGCCAAGCAACUUACUGACGUCAAUCUACGUCAGACUGUGUCUGAUAUAUUUUCAGUCACUGUGGCCCAUUAUAUGUUUUAUCCAGCUAGAAUUAUUCUCAACUGCUUCAUCGAGAGCACAUUUAAGUAUGUGGUUAUCAGGUAUUUAGCCUGA